Exophiala viscosa is the source of this 4174-nucleotide messenger RNA. RefSeq lists its product as uncharacterized. Lineage: Eukaryota; Fungi; Ascomycota; Eurotiomycetes; Chaetothyriales; Herpotrichiellaceae. The record is from RefSeq and is a predicted model, not a curated record. The coding region runs from base 460 to 3759 and encodes 1099 amino acids. The transcript has 3 exons.
GUUAAAGCCACCCCCGGCGCUUGAUGGUUGAUCAACGCCGACUCCCCUUCGGCACCAUCCCAACUUUAAACCGUUCAUUUCCACUCAUGCAACUCCUGCAUCUGCAUCAAUCUGGUUCUCUUAUUACUGUUCAUUCUUGAAUUCAUUAUUCAUUCGUUCUAUGUCCUAUCUUCGUCUUUCGUUGUAAACACUGUCUUGUUAGAUCUUGGAUUCUUCUUCGCCCUCCGUUUGCUGCCAUACUUGCACCCAUCUAUAUCUUGGGCGUCCCGCCUCGCAUCCAGUCAGCAAGCAUUCCGCGUAUCCCGACUGGAUGCUGACAUCGUUCAUCUUGUCAAAAAUGCCAUCACCAUGUGCAUUUCCGUCUAAUGGCGAGGCUUGCGAAUAAGGGCUACGCCUUCUCUUUGGCGUAACUGCAACGACAAGCAAGUUCUGCUGCGCUGUGCGCAGAGUGAUAUCGCCAUGUCCGCUCAGGUUGACGGACAAGUUUUGCCUACACCUUUUAUUCACGUCCUCGGUCCGCUUCCAUCCAGAACCUCCCUCAUCUCUUCGGAAACGCUCGAAGAACCACUCUCUACUGCACCCCCUCGGUCCGCAAGCUACACAUAUCUCUCGGCAUUGGAAACAGAGCCUGCCAUCACCUCCAUCAAACGAACGUUCUCGGAAAAUGUCCUCGCACUCCCGCCGGAGCCUAAGAAUAAGAUGAGUGACGGCGUUCAGUCUACGGGCAUGGUGCUGUUCCGCAAGGCGUCAAAAAAGGCAAAGAAGAGAAUGUCGAGUGCCAUCUUCUCCUUUUCACAAGACGAGGAUGAAUCUCAGGCAAAUGAGAGCAGGGGCGCGGAAUCUGGCAGAGGAGACCAAACGAGAAGCCUCAGUCGCUCUGUCACCGGAACAAUACGUACGCUUGCUCGAAAAUCAUGGGCUGGUUCGAGGUCUUCCUCUCCCACUGGCAAGGACGGAGUUAUGCCAGGAAGGAAGCGUAGCUGGUCACCACGGAAGGGGAGGUCUGCUUCGCCGUCGCCCAUCCGAGAAGACGAUGAUGUACGGGUUAAAGAGGCAGAGUCCCAAAUUGGCGCCGAUCAGCCCCCAGUCUCCCGAAGACCCGCGCUCAACGUUUUGCAGAACAUGAGAAGAAGCGAGACCAGCCUCAAGCGUAUUUCGAGAACUCCUUCCUCCACUUCGCUAAGUUCCAAUGAACGAUCACGAUCGAGAAUCUCCCUUACCAAGAUACCGCCCAUGCCAAGUCCACGUUCAUCGGACCGGUUGUUCACUCUUCAAAGUGACCUCCUCAAGAGAAAAGACCCUUUGUGGGCCGCCUUUCGCUCGAUCGACGGUGACUUUACGGACUUCCAGACGCGGCCAAGCAUACAAAAGUCCAAGGUCCUCCGCACGAUAUUAGUCCCAUUUCUUCAGAAGUAUGCUGGGCACCCAUCUAACAAGGGUUUGCGAGCCGAGGACCUCGACCGUAGGACUGUCGUGUUGAACAAAUGGUGGACUGGUCUGCUUGAAAUGCUUCACGGAACGCACAAUCAAUCCAUAUCCCCGGCGGAAAGACCUGUGUUCCUCGAGGCAGCAAGCAUGAUCAUGUCAAGGCCGGAGUGGAAGAUGCCCGGCUCGUUCACCGACAGCCGGCAGCGUAAUUCAAUCCCACGAUCCAAGUCUACAAACUCGCUGGAAUCGGAAGAAGCCGACUUUCUAGUCGACACCAUCCACCAAAAUGUCCGCAAUAUGUUCAUCCAAAACUUGCUCUCCCAGCUGGCCUUUGUGAUCGAUCGGCUAUCAUGGCGCGCAGCUCCUUCAAGCCUGGUGAACUUCGCGGGCAGAACCUGCGCAUAUGCGUUCUUUUUCUGUCCUGGGGUGGCAGACAUGCUGUGCAGGCAGUGGAAUCUAGCGGCAGGCACCUUAAGCCGUGUUUUGAAUGAGUUCGACAUUCGCUUCGGAGACAAGUUAGACCUCAUAUCCAACGCCAUGGCGGGUCAUUUUCCACAGCCUGUGAGAAGCCUGUCUGUUGUCUCUCAAGCAGCUUUAUCCCGCCAUCUUCUGCCCCGACGCCAAGGGCCUCCAGGCUUGGAGAAAGUGCAUUGGUGGCGUGAGGUAUGGCUGAAGAGAUGGAACGGCCGCGAUACUGACUUGUUCUUCGCUUUUACCAAAUCCUAUCACCUCUUGGUUGCUGACUACCUUCCUGGCGCUAUCUCUUCGAAGGAGCGAGCGGGUAUUCCGGGACUUGUCCCCGUCUGCGCACAAAUAUUGGUUGUCUUGGAGGACACCAUUUACAGACAAGCGAACCACAGAAGGUUUGCGAACGACGACGAGGCAGAAGGACCCUAUUUCGACAGAGAUCAUCCGGAUGCUAUGGCUCCUCUUCCGGUUGCGAUAGCUAACGCGGACCGUCUCAUUGCGGAAAACCGCCUAGUAAUACUGUUGAGAGACGUCUUGGGCGAUCUCGAUUCCGAUUUUGCUCCUUUCCGGAAGUUGUUCGCCAACUCGUUCGAGGCCGUCGUCAGAGCUGCAACUUGCAAGAUCUCCAUGUACAACACGGACUCCUGCUUCGUCUUAUGCGACUUUAUGGAGGAGAUCCUUCCCAUUAUGUUUCGAUAUCACCAGAUUUAUAAUGACAUACCGGUACUGGACUGGCCGUUUUGGCUAGAGGUCUUCAAGCAGAUGAUGCAAAGCCAAACGACCUUGACCAGGAUACGACUGAUUGCAUUUUUGUACAACAAAUGGUCGAUCUUAAUUUUUAAUGAAGAGAGGAAGCGGGAUCUUGUCUUGGGGUGGUUGUUAGAUCCGCAGGUUUUUGAAGACAACUUCUGUCACUGGUCACCCAUGGUGCGCCAUUUCUUCUAUCGAUUGUUGUGUUGGCGACUUGCCAGAUACGACGGACCGGGGGUGGAGCUGGAUAUCGAGAUCCUGCAAACAUUGGCCGCCAGACUCAACAAGUGUUGGGCACAUUAUCAAUACCUUAGUGCAGAGGCUGAGAUGCGUGGCCUUCCACUCCCAUCGUCCGCGCCUUGCACACCGGCGCCGAGCCGCGUCCUGUUGAUCCUCCGUCUUGAUAAUCAACCUCUUGUCACACCUUCAAGGAUGGCAGCCGAGACGAAUCUUCCCGCGAUGGUCACUCAGAGUUCAGCUUACCAAAAUCUUUCGUCGGCCCUCAACAGCAUUCCAGCUGCCGACGUUCCAGCGCAAGGCUCUAAGAAGCGGUGGAGCCUCUUUCGUGGAUUGAACAUGUUUGCAUCGACGCCUGGCAAUAGUAGACCUGGAGAAGUUACACCUCCAGGCAGUCCGGAUGACGGCAGCUCAACUGUUUCCGGCGAUGCAUUUCCAGGCCCAAAUAGCGCCACCGCUGUAACAAAGCCAGCUUCACGUCCCAUCACGCCACCACACCAGGCCUGCUCGUUCAGAUUUUCGUUGGGCGAGUACCGGGUUCGUCCCGAGCAAGGGAGCCCCGGUCGACUCUUGACGCCGCCUCAGUUGCCUCACACGGCUGAGAACCUGGUGAGACUACGAGAGGGCACAGGCACUGCGGGCCGAGUGGACGGCGAUACAAGAAUGAGAACCAGGACCAGAGAUGUCAGGCCGGUAAAACCCAGGGCCCAUGAGCUGGUAACGGCUCGCUACAGCGGAAGGGCAUUGGCCGAGUGGGCUCAGGUUCUGGUCGAAUGUCGCAAUUUUUACGGCAGACGCAGACAGGAAGGUGUGCCACGCGACAGUCUUGUUGAGACGCCGACACUGAGUGUGGAGAACUUUCGAAGCCCGGGUUGAAGGCCGUUCAGUACGCAAGGAUGAAAAGCCCGGGAGUAGGAAGCCAUACUUCUCAGACCAUCGCGCGUGUAUGAUCAUACUUUAGGGAGCUAUUCAGGCGCAAGGGCAGAACAUACAGAGCCACAAUGCUUGGUAACGGGGAUUCGCAGAACAUACAAGGCGCGAUCUUCAGGUGGACUUUGAUGUUGGCGCUGGAGGAGCCUACUCAAAAUGUAGGAACUGGGGUAUGUACACUUGGGCUAAAGUAGUCUGCUAGUACAUUGGAUCGAACGCCCUGGAUAAUCUGGACAUACUUGACGAGCAAAGCAAAUGAAUGCACGUUGACUGAAAUAUAGAAAGAAGGCAAGGCUGAGUAUCACGUGCGUUGUGGUAGCUGGCCUCAGCCUCGUGUUCCCCCACACUCAUCUACAUCACC